Agrilus planipennis (emerald ash borer) is the source of this 1704-nucleotide messenger RNA. RefSeq names its product microspherule protein 1 (gene Rcd5). The transcript is spliced from 6 exons. Gene Ontology annotation, biological process: positive regulation of transcription by RNA polymerase II. Gene Ontology annotation, molecular function: protein binding; G-quadruplex RNA binding. NCBI's taxonomy places the organism in Eukaryota, Metazoa, Arthropoda, Insecta, Coleoptera, Buprestidae. The record is from RefSeq and is a predicted model, not a curated record. Gene Ontology annotation, cellular component: Ino80 complex; NSL complex; MLL1 complex. The coding region runs from base 161 to 1564 and encodes 467 amino acids.
CUAACAAAAAUUUACAUUUUUCCCUUUUUUUAUUAAUGCUAAUGAUGAUAUUAGUUAUUGUUUAUUUUUAGAAUUAACGUAACCUCCAAUUCGUCUGACAGACGAGAGUGUACAUCACUUACCUAGUAACCAAAAUUUUGUUAUAAAUUUUGUUUUUGUGAUGCUAAGUUCUCAAGAUAUUGACUUAAAUUUAGUUAACAAUGAAAAGCAAGAUUCGGAGUCAAAUUCGCACCUUUCGCUUGCUGAUUCAAUAGACAACACGAGACGUAGGAGUUCAAAUCGUUCGAUUAAGCGUAGAAAGUUCGAUGAUGAACUAGUUGAAUAUAGUUUAGGAUUACCAGGCGUCUCUACUAUGAAAAGUAGUCGUUCACGAACCCAGUCAUUAAACACGUCGAAUUACGAAUACUACGGCGCUCCCACCCCUGUAACGCCCCCCGCACCCCCAGCAACUCCAUCUACCUCGUUUGCCCCUGAGGUAAAAAGGAAACAUGUUUCUAAAAGUUCAUCAGGUUCCUCCAAACGUAAGAAAGGACGCCAGCAAAAUCAAAUAGCAACCAAAGAUUUGGGCAGGUGGAAACCCACCGAUGAUCUAGCACUGAUUAUUGGUGUUCAGCAGACUAAUGAUUUAAGAACAGUUCAUUUGGGUACAAAAUUCUCAUGUAAAUUCACAGUACAAGAACUUCAGCAGCGCUGGUAUGCUUUGCUUUAUGAUAAAGCUGUUUCAAGGAUUGCUGUCGCUGCCAUGAGAAAUUUGCAUCCUGAUAUGAUUGCUAAUGUGCAGGAUAAGGCCCUUUGGAGUGCAGAGGAAGAAAAACUAUUGGCUGGAAUUAAUUCAAGUAGCAAUCCAAACUUGUCAGUAUUUGCUGAUUUACUUGUUCAACAUCCUGAAGUAUUCUAUCCAAGUAGAACUGCUUUGGCAUUGCAACGCCAUUGGCAUACAAUGCGUCUGUAUCAUCUGCUAAGGGACCAAACUCCACAGUCUCUUCCUACUGCUUCCAAACCUGUUUUAACCUUUAGUGACGCCGAAGACCUCCUACAAGACUCAGAACUUAGCGAACCACACGACGAAAUUCUAGACCGAGAGCUCCGUCUUCAACAGAGACUAAAUGCGAAAGAAAUCAGACAUUUGGAGAACGAAAUUGGGAGAUGGAAUGUUUUAGUGGAUAGCGUAACCGGUAUAUGUCCAGGAGAAAUGGACAGUCAAACGUUGGCAGUGUUAAGAGGUCGUUUGGUCAGGUAUUUGAUGCGUAGUCGGGAAAUAACUAUCGGGCGGAGCGCUAAAGGACAUGCAGUCGAUAUUGAUUUAUCUUUAGAGGGACCAGCAGAAAAAAUUUCACGAAAACAAGGGACUUUAAGAUUGAGAAAUACUGGCGAAUUUUAUUUGUCUUCGGAGGGUAAACGUCCCAUUUUUGUGGACGGGCGCCCCAUUAUGCCAGGCAAUAAAGUCCGUUUAAAUGAUAAUUCGGUAGUAGAAAUAGCAAGUUUACGUUUUAUUUUUUCAGUCAAUCAGGAAUUGAUCAAAGUUAUACAUAAUGAAUCUGUUAGAUUUAAUUUACCUCCAUGAAAACACUAAAAAAAGCAAAUUACCCUUAAUUAUUGAAUAAUUAUUAAGUAGUUGCACCUUUCAGGUAAUAAGUGUGGCAUUUUAAAGUCAAUUCGUUUUUCCUAAGUAAAUCUAAUAUUCAGUAAACAUAGAAGCACUGG